This is a messenger RNA of Coniosporium apollinis CBS 100218, 1497 nucleotides long. RefSeq lists its product as uncharacterized. NCBI's taxonomy places the organism in Eukaryota, Fungi, Ascomycota, Dothideomycetes. The record is from RefSeq and is a predicted model, not a curated record. Bases 1 to 1497 code for a protein of 498 amino acids. The transcript is spliced from 2 exons.
AUGGACAGGAUCCGCGAAGCGAUGAGCAUGCUUUCCAGCGAGCCAGCCGAAAGCCUGGCAGCCAGACACCAAGACGUCGAAGAACGGUUCAUGGCACGCGCAUGGCCAGCGCAGCCAGCCGAGAGGAACAAGAGGUUUCCAGUCGCCUUCCACAUAGCUGAUCCAAGCUACGAAGGGAGAAACAUCUUCGCCUUCCCGGCAUCGUACGUGCCCACCAUCAUUGAGAAGCCGGGCUAUAGGGGCCUCUGGGUCACCGAUGAAGAGGGCAAGAUGAUGUGCCUCGACGCCGAAUCGCGGAUCACGAGGAUAUGUCGGGUUGCGGUCAUUGCGCCUCGGAGGGGAUUCUGUGCGUACCAACGGAUGAUGCAGAUGCCAUUGCACGCCUGGGAAUGGUACGACGGUGAUGAGAUCUGCACUCGUCUCGCGGAAGCCCCAGAAGCGACUCUAGAAGCGACUCCCUACAAGGUCUCGGCUGAAGAAGAGGACCAUACCACUCACGACCCACAACCUGCAACACCGCGACAGCGGCCCAGGAGAAAGGCUGCAGAGAAGCAGGCCUUGUCGGCCAAGACGAAGGAGCAAGGAGUCGUUGACGAAGAUGAGGAAGAACAGAAUGGCGAUGCAGAGUCGGGCUCGGAAUAUGGAGGGUGGAGCAGUGGUACGAAUGGCAGUGGCUAUAAAGAUGAGCAAGGCCUUCGUUCAUCUACGGCAAAGAAACUCGGAGCUUCGAAGAGAUCGCCAUCAAAAAGGACGAAACAAGCGACACGCGGAACCCCACUGAAACGCGCUAGGAGCGAGGUCAACGACGAAGAUGAGGAAGAUGAAGAGGAAGAGGCCAGCCCCACCAAAAAACGCCGGGGACCGGGUGGCCGUGGCUACGACGUCCUUACCGCCGCCGGAGCUUGGGGCCAAGGACUGGCAAUAGCCCCUGUCGACAUGAGCCUAGUCGAGAUCUGCACUUUCCAUCCGCACGCCUACAAGCUCUUGGACUGUGCAGGCCGCUUCCAACGUAACCAGGUGACACCGACUGCCGUCGCCAAAGCCAUCAACCAGUCUCGAGGCCUGAGUGGAGACAACCAGGUCUAUGCGAAUACAAUCUUGAAGAUGAUUGAGGCCAGAAUGAGGGAAAAACACGGCGCACAGUGGAAACAGUGGAGCAGUACCCAAGAGCCGACGAGCUUCAACUACAACGUUGGCCACUUUCAACCAAAUCCGGACCUGGCCCAGAUCCCGCUCGCUGAUCUCGGCAGAGGUGUCACGAAGUUCCCCUCAGGUCGGGAUGCGUGGGUCAUCACGCCUUGCGUUCUCUAUGCUCAGGCUCAUCCGGAGGAGAAUCUGAUGUACCCGGACGACGUACCCCAGUUGGCGCAGCGUCUACCCAAUAUCUCCGGUCCUCACACGGGUGUGAAUGAGGAUGAUGACGCCGUGACACGGAUGGGAGUCCGAAGGUAUGGCCAGAAAGCCAGGCUGAGACAACAACAGGCCUCAACCAACUGA